AUGUCAGAAGCACAAUUAGAACUCGAAGUUUUAUCUUUCUUUGUUAGAAAACCAGAAAUUACUCAAUACGGUACACAAACCUGCAAUAGUAAUUGUACUUGCACAUGUGUGUGCACUACCAGAUGCUCAAACAAUUGCAAAAAACAAAAUUGGCUAAGAAAAUUUAAUUCAGGGUAUCCCAUUCGAAGAUUUAAUUAA
Messenger RNA from Dictyostelium discoideum AX4, 198 nucleotides. RefSeq lists its product as hypothetical. Lineage: Eukaryota; Evosea; Eumycetozoa; Dictyosteliales; Dictyosteliaceae. The record is from RefSeq and is a predicted model, not a curated record. The transcript has a single exon. The coding region runs from base 1 to 198 and encodes 65 amino acids.